Lizanozyma spartinae is the source of this 1191-nucleotide messenger RNA. It is a transcript of the gene FPG1, whose product is annotated as Fpg1p. Gene Ontology annotation, cellular component: nucleus. The transcript is spliced from 2 exons. Gene Ontology annotation, molecular function: DNA-(apurinic or apyrimidinic site) endonuclease activity; DNA N-glycosylase activity; damaged DNA binding. Gene Ontology annotation, biological process: base-excision repair. The record is from RefSeq and is a predicted model, not a curated record. Lineage: Eukaryota; Fungi; Ascomycota; Pichiomycetes; Serinales; Debaryomycetaceae. The coding region runs from base 1 to 1191 and encodes 396 amino acids.
AUGCCUGAAGUAGCUGAAGUUGCACAUGUUUGUGCUCAAUUGAAAAGGAAUGUUCUUGGUACAGUAGUAACAAAUAUCAAGCUACAGAAUGAUAAACUACUCUUCCCGGCAUUGAAAACAUGCGCCAAUGAUACAGCCGCAAAGAAUGAGUUGGAAAGGAUUAACAGAAGCUUGAGCAUGUCGACAAUCGACUCUGUUGGAAGGCACGGGAAAUAUUUUUGGAUUCGGUAUUUGAAAUCCGCUGGAAGUCACAUCAAGAGGGAGCGAUCCAAAAGAAUAAAAACUUCCCCAGAAGGAGGAGUGCUUCUCAUGCAUUUUGGAAUGACAGGAAUGGUGAAACUUAAAGGCAUUGAGUCACAUUUGGUGUUUAUGGAGAACGGUGGAGACAAAAUCAUAUUAAAGAAGAAAACCAAGGCAGAAACAGUUACAGCAAAGGCUGAAUCAGCUAGUACAAAGAAUGACGAAGACGAAGAAGAUGAAGAAGGAGGUGACAGCGAAUUUUGGCCUCCGAAAUAUACAAAGUUUGAAAUGACUUUAAGUAAUGAUAAAGGUGAGGACAUUUUGUUUGCGUUUAAAGACCCAAGAAGAUUAGGAAGAAUCAGAGUAUUCUAUGAACCUCUAACCGACGAACAAUUACUUCAACAAGCACCUUUAGUCGAUCAAGGUCCAGACUAUUCCAAACCGUCUACGUACGUCCAAUUGAAAGACAACAUUUUCAUUCUGGGGGAUCCUGACCCUGAUAACCACGGAAGACCUAUGUUGUCAUUUGAACAAUUCAAGCAAUUGAUAAUGAAGAAGAAAAAGGCAAUCAAAGCUCUUUUACUAGACCAAGGACUCUUUGCAGGUGUGGGGAAUUGGGUUGGUGAUGAGAUCUGUUACCAGGCUAAAAUUCAUCCUAAUGAAGUACUAUCGACUGCAUUGACUAAGAUAGGAGACGACUUAAUAAGAGAUGGCAUACUAAAGCGAUUAUAUGACUCAUUGAUUUAUGUGUGUAAUGAAAGUGUUCGAGUAGAGGGAGAAGUAGAAAGAUUCGCAGAAGAUUGGCUUAUGCUUUAUCGGUGGGGGAAGAGGAGAAAGAAUGUCGUACAGAAAACUCCACAGGGUUACCGGGUUGAUUAUAUUACUAUAGGAGGUCGUACUAGUUGUUAUGUACCUGAGCUUCAGAAGCCAAUUACAAAGAACACAAAGUAG